ACAUGAUUUAAUCAGCCGAUCUCAGAGGGACAGCCGAGGGCGCUCAGUCCGCCCAGGUACACAUACACAGGAAAUCGGAGCUAUAUUUUACUUUAAUCUGGGUUACUUUAGCAGAUUGCAGUCUGUCCAAUCACAGAGAGAGUCACUAAUAUGCAAAUGCGCUGUUAUCGCCGUCACGUCAGCAGCACCAGAGCCGCUGCGCCGUGGUCGCCAGCAGGAGUACAACUAACAACACAGCUCCAACUUCGCCCGACAACACUCUGCCAACACUGACGCCUGGAGUUGCGCUUUAGGGGUUACUUCCAGGAACACCACAUAAUGGAGAUGCUCUAACUGUGAAGACUGACUCACUGGGACCAUCUUGGAUCCAGAGGUGCCCUCUGAUUUCUGUCAUGGACUUUUUUGACGAUCCCAACCUCUUUGACGGGGGUUUGGAUGGGCUGGAUGAAGAUGGUUUCCAUUCAGCACCGUCGCUUGUGGAUGAGCUCAAUCUCAGUGCUGGUUUUGAACCCCUUCAAGUGGAGGCACUUGGCCCGGGGAAGCAUCAAGAAAUGAUGCCACCAGUCUCUUCCCAACAAGCUGUGCCCAGUUACAACCAGCCGAUGGUUCAUUAUGCUGGUGUUAAGGCAGAGAAUCCCCUGGGGCAGAUAUUUUCUGGUUCUCGGAGCACAGGUUGUGACGUGGGUCCUGAGCAACAUGGCCAGUACCAUAGUGCCACUAUUAGCCAAGUACCUCCACCCAACGGACUGUUCUGCAGUACUGGAAGCCCAAUGUGGGGCAACCAAGACCAAAAUGGGAACAUGUUUCACCAUGUAUCUCAACAGCAGCAGCAGCAACAACAACAACUUUGUCAUCAGCAACUGCACAACCAGCAACUGCAUGGCAGACAACAUACUCAGCAGCAGCACCGUUCUGGUCAUCAAGCUGAGCAGCAACAGAGAAUGCGACAACAACAGCUCCAACAACAGCACAGUCAUCAGCAACAGCUGCUAAACCAGCAUCAACAGAUUACCACAGCGAGUGUUUGCCUGCAGCAACAUCAGCAUCCCACAUUCUCCUUUCUCCAGGGAGGUCAGUCCAGCAGCCAGCAGCAGAUACACCAUUCUCCGCAUCAACUACCUGUAAGAGAAUCCCAGUUUCAUUCCAGGAGUCUUCCAGGUAAGCCUUUUUUGGAACAUCAGAAUGCCUCUUUGAGCGGGGCCUGCUUGCAAACACGUCAGCAGCAGGGGAGCUACCAGUUGGUCAGGGGAAGUCCGGCCUUCUCCGGAUCAGGACUCGAGGACUCUCACCUUUCAUUCCCCAUACAUCCAUCAUCUGCAGUACACUCCUUGCCUGCAUGCUCUGUCAGUUCAGCUCAUGCUUACCAAGCGGCGGAGUUCCCUGCCUACCCUGGAGAGCCAGAAAUACCCAGUCUCAGUCAGCAGUCUUCAUGUAGGCCCAUCACUACUACACCAAUUACUACUACAGUGCCUAGGCUGCCUGGGACAGCAUGCCAGUUCCAGUCCACAGCACACGUGAGUCAGCUGCACUCUGGAACAACGGUUAGCCAGGCAGACGAGUGUCCCUUCAGAGCCUUACGCUGUUCUGGAGAAACCCAGGCAGUCUGCAAAUCAUCAGAGCUGUUCGGCGAGUCAGUGAGUUGCUAUCCAAGCAUGACAAACCACCUGCCCUCUGAGCAGCAGAUCAGCUGCGGGGUUAUUAACACUAAUGGGUACCAAGCUUUUGGAGACAAUGUUAUGCCAUCAGAGGCCCAGGAUGGAGACUUGGAAGCCCUGGAUCCUCCUGACCUCCUGCCUGAUCUGCUCCCCCAGCUGGAGGAUGCUUUCAGGCAACAGGACGAAUCCAGCUGUUCUUGGAUUGAUUCCAGUCAGAAGAAAGGGCACGAAAACAGGAAACCAGCAGCUAUCGAAUGCAAAGAGGAGAAGCCUCGAAAAAACCCCAAUGGUCCCAGUAGCCAGGUGCGGGUCCUCAGUCCCCCUGUGAAGAGCAGCUCUUCCUCCUCCUCGUCCUCUUCUUCUUCGUCUUCAUCCUCAUCCAGCUCCUCAUCGGAGAAGAGGGUGCCACGGAGGACACACCAUCAGAUGGAGUCAAAUCUGCAUGAGAAGCAGGAGAAGGCCAAUAGGAUAAUAUCAGAAGCUAUCGCCAAGGCCCGACAGCGAGGAGAGAAGAACAUCCCACGAGUUAUGAGCCCGGAGAGCUUCCCCAGCUCUUCUUCUCAGUACAAGAGCCACCGUGAGCGCGAGCACAAGGGAAACGGGAAGACCCGGAGCAAAGAGAAAUCCUCCAGGAAGGCCUGCAUUGUACCCUCCUCAAAGUCCAAGCAAAAGACUAAGAUCGGGAAAAUUGUCAUCAAGAUUGGAAAAAGGAAAAAGCGAAAGCCAGAGUCAUCAGAGGAGGAGUCUGAUGAUGAUCCCCCGCCUCGUCACUCUUCUAAGGAUGACGAUUCUAAGAGGCGGUCGAACCGUCAGGUGAAGAGAAAGAAGUACGCUGAAGAGCUGGAGGCCAGAUUGUCAGAUGAGGAUGUCAAAGUUAUUGUGAAAACCAAGAAAAGCAACACUGCUGCAUCCAAGGACCCUGCUGUUCAGCUGUUUGUUGAGAAUCCUACAGAGGAGGAUGCUGCUAUUGUUGACAAAAUCAUGUCUUCUCGUAUCAUGAAGAAGGAGGUAUCUCCAGGUGUAAUGGUAGAAGUGGAAGAGUUUUUUGUAAAAUACAAAAACUACUCCUACCUCCACUGUGAAUGGGCCACUGAGCAGCAUCUAGAAAAGGACAAGAGGAUUCAGCAGAAGAUCAAACGCUUCAAGAUGAAACAAGCACAGAGGGCGCUCUUCUUCACAGAUAUGGAUGAGGAACCUUUCAACCCAGACUAUGUGGAAGUUGACAGAGUGCUCGAAGUGUCGUACUGCGAGGACAAAGACACGGGAGAGGAAGUGGUGUACUACCUGGUGAAAUGGUGUUCUCUGCCUUAUGAGGACAGUACAUGGGAGCUGAAGGACGACGUUGAUCAGAGCAAGAUUGAAGAGUUUGAGCGGCUGCAGGCAGUCAAGCCAGACUCGCGCAGAGUGGAACGGCCUCCAGCCAACCUUUGGAAGAAGAGGGAGCAGUCAAGGGAGUACAGGAAUGGCAACACACUCAGGGAUUACCAGCUGGAGGGGGUCAACUGGCUUCUUUUCAACUGGUACAACAGGCGCAACUGCAUCUUGGCUGACGAGAUGGGCCUGGGAAAGACCAUCCAGUCAAUCACAUUCCUGGAAGAGAUCCAUCGUAUCGGCAUCAAAGGGCCCUUUCUCAUCAUCGCCCCCCUCUCUACUAUUGCAAACUGGGAGCGAGAGUUUCAUACCUGGACUCACCUUAAUGUCAUCGUUUACCACGGCAGCAUGAUCAGCAGGCAGAUGCUGCAGCAGUAUGAGAUGUAUUUCAGAGAUGCACAGGGUCGCGUGAUUCGGGGUGCCUACAAGUUCCAAGCUGUGAUCACCACGUUUGAGAUGAUCCUGGGCGGCUGUCCCGAGCUCAAUGCCAUCGAGUGGCGCUGCGUGAUCAUCGACGAGGCCCAUCGUCUUAAGAACAAGAACUGCAAGCUGCUUGAGGGCUUCAAACUCAUGAACCUGGAGCACAAGGUCCUACUGACGGGUACGCCUCUGCAAAACACAGUGGAGGAGCUUUUUAGUCUCCUCCACUUCCUGGAGCCGGCACGCUUCCCCUCUGAGAACAACUUCAUGCAGGAGUUUGGUGACCUCAAGACAGAGGAGCAGGUGCAAAAGCUUCAGGGCAUCCUGAAGCCCAUGAUGCUGCGUCGUUUGAAAGAAGACGUGGAGAAGAAGCUGGCUCCCAAAGAGGAAACCAUCAUUGAGGUGGAGCUCACCAACAUCCAGAAAAAAUACUAUCGCGCCAUCCUGGAGAAGAAUUUCUCCUUCCUGGCUAAAGGAGCCGGCCAGUCAAAUAUGCCCAACCUGGUCAACACCAUGAUGGAAUUAAGAAAGUGUUGCAACCACCCCUACCUCAUCAAAGGGGCGGAAGAGAAGAUCCUGGAGGAUUUCAGGGAAGUACACAAUCCCACUGCCGCUGACUUUCACCUGCAGGCGAUGGUGCAGUCUGCUGGAAAGUUGGUCCUCAUUGACAAACUGCUGCCCAAGAUGAAAGCAGGAGGCCAUAAGGUGCUCAUCUUCUCCCAAAUGGUGCGCUGUCUGGAUAUCUUGGAAGACUACCUCAUUCAGAAAAGGUACUUGUAUGAGCGCAUCGAUGGACGCGUUCGUGGGAACCUGCGACAGGCUGCCAUAGACCGCUUCAGUAAGCCCGACUCGGACCGCUUUGUUUUCCUUCUGUGUACGAGAGCUGGCGGCCUGGGCAUCAACCUCACCGCAGCAGACACCUGCAUCAUCUUUGACUCUGACUGGAACCCUCAAAACGACCUGCAGGCUCAGGCUCGCUGUCAUCGAAUCGGUCAGAACAAGGCGGUGAAGGUGUACCGUCUUAUCACCAGGAACUCGUACGAGCGAGAAAUGUUCGACCGCGCAAGCUUGAAGCUGGGACUGGACAAAGCAGUGCUGCAGAGCAUGAGUGGCCGUGACAACAGUCUUGGAGGAGGCACGGGAGGAGGGGCUGCACAGCAGCAGUUGUCCAAGAAAGAGAUUGAGGAUCUGUUGCGACGUGGCGCCUAUGGAGCCAUCAUGGAUGAGGAAGACGAAGGGGCCAAAUUCUGUGAGGAGGACAUUGACCAGAUCCUCCAGCGAAGGACGAAGACCAUCACAAUUGAGUCUGAGGGACGAGGAUCCACCUUUGCCAAGGCCAGUUUUGUAGCAUCUGGAAACCGCACAGACAUCUCUCUGGAUGACCCUAAUUUCUGGGACAAGUGGGCCAAGAAAGCUGACAUUGAUAUGGAUAUGGUCAAUGGCAGAAACAGCUUAGUGAUCGACACUCCUCGUGUAAGAAAGCAGACGAGACCUUUCAGUGCCACCAAAGACGAGUUGGCAGAGCUGUCAGAGGGUGAAAGUGACAGCGAUGAGACCAAGCCCAAGCUCAGAAGAAACGAUCGCCUCAACAGUUACGGCCGCACGGAGUGCUUCAGAGUGGAGAAGAAUUUGCUUGUAUAUGGAUGGGGUCGAUGGAAAGACAUCCUCAACCACGGUCGCUUUAAGAAGCAGCUGACUGAGUGGGAUGUGGAGUCCAUCUGCAGAGCCCUUCUAGCUUACUGCCUGGUCCAUUAUCGGGGCGAUGACAAAAUAAAGAGCUUCAUGUGGGACCUCAUAGCGCCGACUGAAGACGGGCGCACCAAGGAGCUGCAGAAUCACCUCGGCCUGUCUGCCCCAGUACCUAGGGGCAGAAAAGGCAAAAAGAUGAAGACCCAAACUAGUUCUUUUGACAUCCACAAAGCUGAGUGGCUCCGGAAACACAACCCUGAGCACAUGCUGCAGGACGACGGCUACAAGAAGCAUCUGAAACAUCAUUGCAACAAAGUGCUGCUCCGGGUCAGAAUGCUCUACUACCUGAAACAAGAGGUGAUAGGAAGUCAGGCCCAGAAGGUGCUAGACGGCGGGGACUCCAGUGAGGUAAAGAUCUGGGUGCCGGAUCCGGACCACUCAGAGUUGCCAGCCCUUUGGUGGGAUGCAGUCGCCGAUAAAUGUCUGCUGCUUGGUGUCUUUAAGCACGGGUAUGAGAAGUACAACACUAUUCGUGCAGACCCAACUCUGUGCUUCUUAGACCGCGUUGGGCGACCGGAUGAGAAGGCCAUCGCUGCAGAGCAGAGAGGCAAUGACUUCAUGGAUGGGGAUGUGGAUGAUCCAGAGUACAAGCCUGCUCCAGCUCUUCUGAAAGACGACAUGGAGGAUGACGCCUCUUCCCCUGGAGAUUUGGUUGUCUCUGAUAAUGCUGGAGACGCACCUCCAGUGACGGAAGGCCAGACUUCCUACUGGCCCUCUCCCUCAGUGUUGACAGCCAGACUGAGACGACUGAUCACGGCGUCUCAGCGCUACACCAAGAGCCGGCAGAUCCUACACAUCCACCAGACUCAGUCCCAGUCUCAACCCCAGCAGGCCAUGAUGCUCUCUGCUCCCAUCUGCCCGCUGCCCCCCGCACUUAAAGACACACUCAACCCCAAGAUGGCUGCAAAGAUUGAACGCCAACAGAGGUGGACCAGGCGAGAAGAGGCCGAUUUUUAUCGGGUUGUGUCUACUUUUGGUGUCGUUUUUGACCCAAGCCUCGGGCGAUUUGACUGGACCAAGUUCAGGGCCAUGGCCCGGCUGCACAAGAAAACGGACGAGAGCCUGCAGAAGUACCUCUGCGCCUUCACUGCUAUGUGUAGACGAGUGUGUCGCCUGCCACCCAAAGAUGGAGACUCUGCGGCGGAUCCAUCCCUGACCAUCCAGCCAAUCACAGAAGAGCGAGCCUCUCGUACCCUGUACAGAGUAGAGCUGCUUCGCCAGGUCAGGGAACAAGUCCUCAGACAUCCACUGCUGUUUGAACGUCUGUCCCUGUGCCAGAUGAGCUCCGACUUACCCGUGUGGUGGGAGGCCGGAACUCACGACCGCGACCUGCUGAUCGGCGCCGCAAAGCACGGCGUCAGUCGGACGGAUUACCACAUUCUGAGAGACCCCGACCUGUGCUUCAUGGCAGCCCAACGCAACUACAGCCAGGUGAAAGCCGCACAGCAGCAGCAGCAACGCACAACAACCCCGCUCCUGCUCCCUCAGUACCAGGCUGCCGGACCGUUACCGACAGGCUCCCCGCUGCCCCCGCCCACCCAGAGAGACCCGGAUCCCUGUGGGAUUGUGCCUAAAGUGGAAGCAGCCUCAGAAGAAGAGGAGACUAAAGAAAGGCAGGGGGAGAGCUGGAGCCCCCCACAGCCUCCAGCGACUCCAACAGGCCUGGAGGAGAAGCCCAUUUCCGUGGCGAAGGACAGCGAGAGGCAGAUGGUGGCAGCGCGCACCAAGCCGCUCACACCCAACUCCACAGAAAGGAAACCCAAGAAGGCGAGCAAAAGGGGCCGCAGGGAGGCCCGGCGAGGCUCCGAGUCCGAUUCGGACGGUUCCUCCUCGAGCUCUUCGUCACGAUCUUCUUCAUCCUCGUCCUCAUCUUCUUCCUCCUCCUCACAUUCCGGGUCCAGCUCUUCCUCCUCCUCCUCAUCUUGCUCCUCUGGCUCUUCGUCGUCAUCGUCAUCAUCCUCCUCCUCUUCUGAUGACAGUGAAAGUGAGGGAGAGGAAGCAAAGAAGAAAGUGCCUGUAACAACAAGUGUUAAGGGUUUCGAUGAGGACAGCGUGGCCUCCCUCAGCACCACACAGGACGAAAUGCAAGACUCACACGUGUCUGAAAAUGGAGUCACAAACAACUCCUCCCAUCCUUUCCAGGGUGGAGGCUACAUGCUGGCUGCGUCAUACUGGCCCAAGGACCGUGUGAUAAUCAACCGUCUGGACAGCAUCUGCCAGGCCGUGCUCAAGGGCAAGUGGCCUGGCCACCGUCGGGUCUACGAGCCCGGCAGCACAGUCGCCUCCUUCUACACCACCAAACUGCUGGACAACGCCAACAGCCUGUGCGAGGACCCCUCUGCCUCUCCACAGGGGUCAAAGGUGACCAAGCAUGUUGCAGAAAACAAGGAGUUCUCAGUAAAGCUCAAUGAUCAGGAAGGAGGUCUGAAGCUGACCUUCCAGAAGCAGGGCUUGCCUAUAAAGAGGCCCCUAGAGUCUGAGGAGGGCCCCCAGGCCCAGCAACAGUAUCUGGCCCGGCUUCAUGAGCUGCAGAGCGCUUCGGACACAGGCCUGGCAGACAUAACCAAACCUCAAAGCUCUUUCCAGACUGUAAUUCCGGGUGUUAGUGGUCAGAUGAGGUUGAACGGAGUAGUGGACGGCCAGCCAGUGGUUAAGAAGCGACGAGGGAGAAGGAAGAAUGUAGAAGGAAUGGAGCUGCUCUUCAUGAACAGGAAUAAAUUAUCUGCUACUCCUGACCCGGUGGCUCCAGGAUGGGGUGGAAUCGGCCAGGUGGGCAUCGCAGGAGCUGCUGCACAAAUGAACUCCAGUCAGAUCCCUGCAGACACAGACACCAGGAUCCCCGUCAUCAACCUGAAGGACGGCACCCGACUGGCAGGUGACGACGCUCCCAUGAGAAAAGACCUAGACCAGUGGCUUAAGGAACACCCAGGAUUUGUUGCAGAUACAGGAGCUUUUAUCCCGGGGGUCAAUAAGAUGCAGAUGCAGUUCCACUUCCAAGAUGGCCGACCCAAGCAGAAGCGGCACCGCUGCAGGAACCCUAACAAGAUCGACGUCAACAGUCUAACUGGCGAGGAAAGGGUCCAGAUCAUAAACAGGAGAAAUGCUCGCAAGAUCGGUGGAGCUUUUGCUCCUCCUCUGAAGGAUCUGUGCCGGUUCCUCCAGGAAAAUCCAGAGUAUGGGGUCCCACCUGAAUGGGCUGACGUGGUUAAACAGUCGGGUUAUCUCCCUGAGAGCAUGUUUGACCGGAUCCUGACUGGACCCAUCGUUCCCGAGGAGGUGAGCCGACGAGGACGCCGACCGAAGAAUCCCCUGGCCAAGGCAGCGGUGGCUGCUGCGGCUGCAGCGGCACCCAGCUCUGCACCCUCCGCCCUGGGUUUAAAUUCCCUACUGGCUAACGGUCUCCUCUCUGGCAUGGACCUCGGCAGUCUGCAGGCCUUCCAGCAAAACCUCCAAAGUUUACAGUCCCUGCAGCUCACUGCAGGCCUCAUGGGACUGCCGCCAGACGCCAGCAACCUGGCCGCGAGUAAUCUCGCCGCCAUGUUUCCCAUGAUGCUUUCUGGUAUGGCCGGAUUGCCAAACCUGCUCGGCAUGAGCAGCAUGCUUGGAAAGCCUACUCAGGAAGCUGCGGGAGGUUCCGAAGAGAAGACGAAGGGAACCGACAGCAGCGGAACGUGUGAGCCGUCUAAUGCCCCCUCUAACACUUCGGAAACCAAAGGAGAAAGGACAGAGGACGUAAACACGACUCCUUCCUCCACUUCCAGUUCUGCUUCCUCUGCCACUGUCACACCAAGUGCUUCAGCUGCCUCUGCAGCCACCAGUCACCCACUCUCUCUUAACCCCUUGUUACUCUCCAGUAUGCUUUACCCAGGGAUGCUUCUCACUCCAGGCCUUAACCUUCCUGUGUCUGCCACACAGUUGCAGAGCUCAAACAGUGACCCUUCAACCCUUCCAUCUGCUGCUGCUGCUCCUCUUCCUUCUGCUCCUGCAGCCUCCCAGUCCUCCCUGACUGAAGCGGAGCAGCCAUCAGGAAAGGAGGAAGAGGAGGAGGAAGAGGCGCCCGAGGAGGCUUUGGACGACGAGGAAGAGGAUGACGAGGAAUCUGCAGAACCGAGAGAAAACAGCGGCCCUGAAGGUUCAGCGAAAGCCGAGUCAUCUUCGUCGGAGUCCGGGAGCUCUUCCUCAUCCUCUGACGAUUCGGACUCCAGUGACGAGGACUGAACCUACGAAUAGAAAAUGAAAAAUUUAUUUAUGUAUUGCCUAGAAAUGUAGACAUUUAUUCACAUAUAUAUGGAUUUUCCAGCACUUAUGUUGCGAUUUCUUUACGUGUAAAUACAAGAACUAACUACGUUGUGUAAAAAAAGACUGUAAAAACCUUAAAAAAAAAAAAAAACUGACUUAAAGGAGCCAGAAAAAAAUGUCCAUGUCUGUUCACAAGGUACAGUCUUGUAUUGAGACUUUUUGCAUGUCAGACUUUGGUAGACUUUCUGAACUCUGUGAACUUGUACCACCUGAUUAUGUACAAUUGCAACAGAAGAAAAGGCAUUAUUGUAAUUAUGUCAGGAUUAAUUUUAUUAAAAAAAAAAAGAUGAAACUACA
Molecule: messenger RNA, 9791 nt
Organism: Poecilia latipinna (sailfin molly)
Lineage: Eukaryota; Metazoa; Chordata; Actinopteri; Cyprinodontiformes; Poeciliidae
Gene: chd9
Product: chromodomain helicase DNA binding protein 9
Exons: 39
Coding region: 393-9413 (3006 amino acids)
Molecular function (GO): protein binding; ATP binding
Source: RefSeq, a predicted model, not a curated record